UUUAUAUUUUCAACACACAUUUUUAUAUUCUCAAUACAAAAAAUACCUAAAAAUACACACUAAAAAAAUCAACCAAACAUACAGGCGUUCAGUAGCCUCCCAGUUAAAAUAAUGGUUCAAUUUGGGAUUUAAUGACUAAAAUGAUGGUUCAGUUUUAGAUUUUAUGGAGGUAAUAUUUGUUUCUUAAUAAGGAUGGGAAGGAGUAUCAUUAAAGCUUUUUAAGUUUUAACUUCCGGACACAAAAGAUUUUUGCAGGCGACUUAUGGCCGAUGUUCCUAAGGCCUACGAAUAUACCGGCGCUUAAAUUGUACCCAGCCUGUGAACAUUAGUAGAAUAGUAAAGAUGUGGGUGGAGCUGAUUUGUGGUCUCGUCAUCUUCCGAUUGCUUAAGCGUUUCUUCUCUGACGACUCCGGCGACUUGGCUGGCGAUACCUCCAAAUCCCUUCGCGAUGCCGCCGAAGCUACCGCCCUUUUCGCGGUUGCCGAUCGUCUCCAGAGUCUCUACGGCGGUAAAGCUUACGUCGGACUCCAUAUCCCAGACCCUGAUUCCGCCUCCCGCCGGAAUAUCGACAUCGUUCUCGUUACUAAUAGGGAGUUGGUGGUCAUAUCCGUCGUGAACCUCUCAGGAACAGUAUCCAUUGAUAGGAAUGAUAGUUCGUGGAUUUGCUCUCCCUCUUUAUCUGCCAGUGGACAUCAGCCCGGAGAUCAGCGGUUUCCAGACCCCCUAGCAGAGAUCAAACAACAGGUUUCCAUUCUUGAAUCGUACCUUGAACAGAGAGGGCUCUCUCUUUUUGAAGGAUAUCUCUCUUACAAGGUUAUAUGUCCCAACCCAGAUUUCAGGAUUAUGGGAUCAAAUUUACUCCCACCUGAGAUAGUCACCUAUGACCAAUGGACACAACAGAAAUCUGAUACUAAGAGCUUGCUCUCUGGUUGGAUAAAAGGAGCAUUUGGUGGUGGCAAGAAAGACUUGCAGGCGUUUCAAGAGAAACUUCAUUUGAUCCUAGGCACAGCCCCGAUGUGGGACAGGUUAGAGCUAAAAGGCAACAAGUUGAUCUUUGGCGAAUUUGUGGAAUUUAAAGGGAAGCAGGAUGACAUUCAGGCAUUAAGGAAUAUUCGAAGAUCAAAAGUUGGUCGAUUGAUCAUUCAGAAAGCAAGCAUGUUCAAUUUAGGUUUUAUCCUGCUAUUCUGUUCACUUUUGUUUUUUUUACUACUUUGCUGUUUUAUAUAUCCUCACUUUGGAGUAGUUCAUUCGAUCACGAAUAAUUAGUCUUUUCUUUAUCAUUGGAUUACAACCAUGCAAACAUAUUCAAGCUUGUGCGCAAAAUAGCUGGCACUCCAUAUAAAUUACCAGUAAUAUCAGCUCAGAAGCUUAGAUGUGGAACAAUGUGUCGAAAUUGCAUUGUUGUUUUCCAGAUAAUUAGCAGUCAAAUGUCAGAUAUAUAGGCUAUGUAUUGCAUACUCCAUAAUGAUUAGGUUAGUAAGUUACUUUGCAUCCUACUGAUCACAUAUAUUUGCACUGAUGCACAGCUCGUUCAACACUCCAAGUUCUGUACUCUCCUCGGGACUAUCGAGGUGAAGCGACAAGCUCAUCAGAGUGGAAGGAAGUGACAGUGAGAUCAAAGACGGAGGUUCUAUUUCAGCCCAAGAGUUCUACCAAAAUACACAAGUACAAGCUAUCCUCAGUUACUACUAUGACAUUGAGUGCCUGAAGCGUUGUAACAUGAAUAACUCCCUCGACAUGUUGUAAGAUAAUAAGAAACAUAACCUCCCUUGGAAACUACUGUAAAAAUGUAGUAUAAUGAGUUCAUUUUGGAAUUUGUGAUCCUUCCUAGUGUUUGCUUAUUUUCUUGAAAGAGGGCUCAAGGUAUUGUCGUAAUGUUGCAUUCAGUUUGAUUUAUUUUAUUUUUUAUUCUAUUUUUUUGGCUCAAUGAGAAAGAGGUGAUGCGUGCAAAACACGUGAUACGAUAAUUAUUUUCUUUUAAAUAUGCUAAAAUAAUUAUAAUAAUAAUGUGAUGGCUUUCUU
Oldenlandia corymbosa var. corymbosa is the source of this 2022-nucleotide messenger RNA. The record is from the annotation of a GenBank genome assembly. Lineage: Eukaryota; Viridiplantae; Streptophyta; Magnoliopsida; Gentianales; Rubiaceae.